GUGCUUUCCUCACCCAUCAUCAAGUAUUGUAUCAUAAACUCAGCCGAUAUUCAGUAAUACUAUACUAUGAUGAGAGCAAGGGUUCCACUGCUACUGUUGUUGGGAAUUCUUUUCCUGGCAUCACUUUCUGUCACCUUCGGCAUUGUUCACCGGGAGCACCAACAGAGCCAGGAAGAGUCGGAUUCAAGAGGAAGAAACAACCCCUUCUACUUCAACUCUGACAGGUUCCAUACUCUGUACACAAACGAAUAUGGUCACCUUCGUGUGCUCCAGAGGUUCGACCAACGCUCCAAACAAAUUCAGAAUCUUGAAAACUACCGUCUUGUAGAGUUCAAGUCCAAACCCAACACCCUCCUUCUUCCUCACCAUGCUGAUGCCGAUUUUCUCCUAGUUGUCCUUAACGGGAGAGCCGUACUCACCUUGGUGAAUGCUGACGGCAGAGACUCCUACAUUCUUGAGCAAGGCCAUGCCCAGAGAAUCCCUGCAGGAACCAUUUUCUUUGUGGUUAACCCUAACGACAACGAAAAUCUCAGAAUAAUCAAAAUGGCCGUACCUGUUAACAACCCUCACAGAUUUCAAGACUUUUUCUUAUCUAGCACAGAAGCCCAACAAUCCUACUUGCAAGGGUUCAGCAAGAAUGUUCUAGAGGCCUCCUUCGAUAGUGAGUUCAAGGAGAUAAACAGGGUUCUGUUUGGAGGGGAGGGACAGCAACAGCAAGGCCAGGAGAGUCAGCAAGAGGGAGUGAUUGUGGAACUUGAAAGAGAACAGAUUCGCGAACUGAUCAAACAUGCCAAAUCUAGUUCAAGGAGAGCCCUUUCCUCCCAAGAUGAACCAAUCAACCUGAGAAACCGCAAACCCAUCUACUCCAACAAAUUUGGAAGGUGGUAUGAGAUCACCCCGGAGAAAAACCCCCAACUUAGGGACAUGGACAUGUUCAUCAGUUCUGUGAAUAUGAAAGAGGGAGGCCUUCUUCUGCCACACUACAAUUCUAAGGCCAUAGUGAUUCUGGUGAUUAAUAAAGGAGAAGCAAACCUUGAACUUGUUGGGCAAAGAGAACAAGAACAAGAGGAAAGCUGGGAAGUGCAGAGGUAUAGAGCUGAGUUGUCUGAAGACGAUGUAUUUAUAAUUCCAGCAACAUAUCCUGUUGCUAUCAACGCUACCUCCAAUCUAAAUUUCUUUGCUUUCGGUAUCAAUGCUGAGAACAACCAGAGGAACUUCCUUGCAGGUGAGAGAGACAAUGUGAUAAGCGAGAUACCUACAGAGGUGUUGGAUGUGACGUUCCCUGCGUCUGGUGAGAAGGUUGUGAAGCUGGUAAAGAAGCAGAGCGAAUCCUACUUUGUGGAUGCACAGUCUGAGCAAUAAAUAUGAAGUGAAAUGUAUGUAUGGUGGAAGAGCUCAUAUAUAGAGAGCAUGGAAAUAUGUAUCGGCCAUGUAGCAAUAAAUGAGCUCCAGCUCACUUCUUGAAUGAAUAAUAAAGGGUAUAUUUAUUUUUAUA
Molecule: messenger RNA, 1495 nt
Organism: Vigna radiata var. radiata (mung bean)
Lineage: Eukaryota; Viridiplantae; Streptophyta; Magnoliopsida; Fabales; Fabaceae
Product: beta-conglycinin, beta chain-like
Exons: 6
Coding region: 67-1362 (431 amino acids)
Source: RefSeq, a predicted model, not a curated record